AGUGUUCUCAUUUUGGUCACUUUGGCACUAACUGUUCGCUAUUCAAAUUAACUAGUGUGAGCGGGAACAAUAGAUGGCCUAUGAGCGAGUCACGUUGCUUGAAUUUGGGAAGUAAACAUCAUUAUUCUAUAAGAAAGGUAAAGCCAUGCCACCGAAGAAAAGAAGAAAGCCCGGCCCGAUCCCAUUGGCUGUAAGGCUUGCCGCAUCAAAUGACCUAGAAGAUGCGGAGCCCUGGCACCAAAAUAUGACACCAUCGUUUUCAGAAGAGGUGCCGACACCAUCAUUGACAGAGGUGCCAGCACCAUCAUUGGCAAAAGAGCGGGCACCAUCAUUGGCAAAGGUACGGGCACCAUCAUCAGCAGAGGUGCUAGCACCAUCAUUGGCAAAGGUGCGGGCACCAUCAUUGGCAAAGGUGCCAGCACCAUCAUCGGCAGAGGUGCUAGCACCAUCAUUGGCAAAGGUGCGGGCACCAUCAUUGGCAAAGGUACGGGCACCAUCAUCGGCAGAGGUGCUAGCACCAUCAUUGGCAAAGGUGCGGGCACCAUCAUUGGCAAAGGUACGGGCACCAUCAUCAGCAGAGGUGCGGGCAUCAUCAUUGGCAAAAGAGCGGGCACCAUCAUCGGCAUCGCACGCCGAGGGGCCAGGCUCCCAGGAAAUGAAUCAACUAAUUGGAAGGAUCAUUAGAUACUUAUUAUCCGCAAACAGAUCAAAGAAUGUAAUUCAACGACCACAACUGAUAAAAAGUGCAUUUGGCAACUACGGCAAACACUACCGCUUAGUUAUGCCAAUUGUUAAACGCAAAUUGUCACAGACAUUUGGACUCAGAUUGAUCGAAUUUGAAACUAGUAAAUAUAUACUAGUUAAUGCCAUUGAAAAUGGUAAAUUUCAUCUACAAGUUCCAGAGGACGAAAAACCUUGCAGAAUGUUACUAAUUCUAAUACUUACCCAUAUUUUCAUGUUAGAUGGCAAAAGCAGUGAAGAUUCUAUAUGGAGAUUCUUAAGAUGUCUGAAAAUAAUUGAAGAAGAUGACUUCAACAGUGAAUAUUUCGGUGAUGUCCAGAAAGUAGUUUGCACUGAUUUCGUGAACCAAAUGUAUCUCAGUAGGUCGAUGAUUGGCUCUACGGAACCACCUAAGUACGAGUUGCAAUGGGGUCUUCGUGCUAAAUUAGAAGUGUCGAAACGACAUAUGCUGGACUUUGUUUCUAAGAUGUAUGGCGAUCGCUCUUUGAGCUCAUGGCCAAAUCAAUACAAAUCCAUGCUAGCAGACGAACGCACUGAUGCUUGAUGGAAGUAAGGCAACCUACUGAAGUAUAAUAACGCCAAAAGACUGAGAAAAGAAGCGUAGUUGAGCAUAUAAUGGAAGAUAAAAGGCCACCAAGUUUCAAUAAAUCAAACUAUACGAAUAAGGUCAUUUUUGUACUCAUUGUUUGAAUAAAAAAUUUGUGAUAGAAAAUAGUA
Messenger RNA from Athalia rosae (coleseed sawfly), 1458 nucleotides. Its product is annotated as non-structural maintenance of chromosomes element 3 homolog. The transcript is spliced from 6 exons. The record is from RefSeq and is a predicted model, not a curated record. Gene Ontology annotation, cellular component: nucleus. Lineage: Eukaryota; Metazoa; Arthropoda; Insecta; Hymenoptera; Athaliidae. Bases 146 to 1285 code for a protein of 379 amino acids.